Molecule: messenger RNA, 396 nt
Organism: Guillardia theta CCMP2712
Lineage: Eukaryota; Cryptophyceae; Pyrenomonadales; Geminigeraceae
Exons: 5
Coding region: 1-396 (131 amino acids)
Source: RefSeq, a predicted model, not a curated record
AUGGUUCCAGACGAAGUCGAUUUGAUUGCGAAUGCAAUCCGAGACUUUGCACUGGCAGGAUGCGCUCUGGUCUGCUCAACUGGAGGAACUGGACCAGCGAUACGCGAUGUGACGCCAGAGGCGAUGAUGAAAGUGUGCGACAAGGUUUACGAUGGCUUUGGCGAGCUGAUGAGGAGGAGAAGCCUGGAGGAGGGAGUUCCUACAGCGAUCCUCUCAAGGCAGCUCGCAGCUUCCAUCGGCAAGACGCUCGUUCUCAACCUCCCCGGCAAGCCCAACGCCAUCCGCACCUGCCUCGACGCUGUCUUCCCCGCCAUUCCCUACUGCCUCGACCUCCUCGGCGGGCCCUCCCUCCAGGGCUCCGGCCGCGUGCAGGUGUUCCGGCCACAGGCCAAGUAG